CCGGGUAGUCGGCCCGCCGAGGUUCGUGCCCCGCGGGGGAACCAGAUGAAGCACAUCUGGACAGCUGCGCCGAGGAACUGUGUGGCCCCUUCGCGGGCCCGACGUCAGCUGGGCACGUCUCCCACGUUCUCUCCUGCUAGCCACUUAUUAUUCAUAUUCCCAAAGAAGCAACCGAGGAUCCAAGCUUAAAACUUCCCCCCCUCCCCGCUAAUUGAGACGGGGCCAGAUCCCAUCCAGCACACAGUUUAAUUUUCAUGGGGCUCUGGGAUCAAAAGAACAGAAACAGCAACAACAAAAGCCCAGCCGCUGUCUGAUUUAAAACUGGCAAAGUGAGAAAAAUAGUGUUGAGUAAACAGACCAAGUUGGCUGGAAUCAUUAUAAGUUCUUGGAAGAAGAGAACUGAGUGGGACUUGACAUUGAAGAAAGUGUGAAGACAUGGGGAAUUUCAAAGGUCAUGCCCUCCCCGGAACCUUCUUCAUUAUCAUGGGUAUCUGGUGGACCACCAGGUGCGUUCUGAAAUAUGCCUGCAAAAAGCACAAGCGGACUUCCUACAUUGGCUCCAAAGCAUUAUUCCAUCGAAUAGAAAUUUUUGAGGGAAUCGUGUUAGUCAGCAUGGCUAUCACUGGCAUGCUUGGGGAGCAAUUUAUCACUGGAGGGCCCCAUUUGGCCUUAUAUGACUAUAAAGAGGGCCAGUGGGUCGACCUCCUGAACUGGCACCAUUUCACCAUGUAUUUCUUCUUUGGGCUGCUGGGUGUGACAAACAUCUUAUGCUUUCUCAUCAGUUCGCUUCCUGCCUCCUUAACCAAGUUAAUGUUGUCAAAUGCCUUAUUUGUGGAGGCUUUUAUCAUGUAUAAUCACACUCAUGGCCGGGAAAUGCUGGACAUCUUUGUGCACCAGCUGUUGGUCUUGGCCAUCUUUGUGACAGGCCUGAUUGCCUUCUUGGAGCUCUUCAUACGGACCAGUAUCACUGUGGAACUUACUCGGACAAGCUUUAUCCUGCUUCAGGGGAGCUGGUUUUGGCAGAUUGGUUUUGUCCUUUAUCCCCCCAGUGGAGGUCCUGCAUGGGAUGCAAUGGAUCAUGACAACAUUAUGUUUCUUACCAUAUGCUUUUGUUGGCAUUAUGCAUUAAGCAUUAUCAUCGUUGGAAUGAUUUAUGCCUUUGUCACUUGGUUGGUUAAAUCUCGACUUCAGAGGUUCUGCCCUUCAGAAGUUGGACUCCUGAAAAAUGUUGAACGAGAACAAGAAUCAGAAGAAGAGAUGUGAUUUUGAUAGGCAUUUAGUCUUUCUGGAUGAACUUCUCUUUUUUGGAUUAUUUUUGUUCAUGGUUUUGUUUUUUGACCUUUUGCUUGGAGAACAGGCGGCUGAGGAUGAUUCUUGGUAUAUUGUUUGUAUUUCCAAUUUGGUUAAAGUAUUUGAAUUCAAAUAUUUUAUUUUUAGGUUUGUAAGUACUUUGGGUGAUAAAUGCAUUUUGCACAUCAGUCAUGGUAUUUGGGGCCUGGAGCAACUAUUCCCAGAUCAUUUAAAGUUAACAUCCACGCUAAGAAAAAUGUUUUAUUUGCCUUAUACAUAUGCUCAAGGUGUCUGGGCUUACUACCAUUUGUAACUCAUUAAACAUCGAAUUACACUUGUUUAUCUUGUUGCUGCAAUGAGAAAUAAAUGAAUGCAAAAACCUUGGUACAGA
Molecule: messenger RNA, 1681 nt
Organism: Leptonychotes weddellii (Weddell seal)
Lineage: Eukaryota; Metazoa; Chordata; Mammalia; Carnivora; Phocidae
Gene: TMEM45A
Product: transmembrane protein 45A
Source: RefSeq, a predicted model, not a curated record